This is a messenger RNA of Thalassophryne amazonica, 4205 nucleotides long. It is a transcript of the gene vps51, whose product is annotated as VPS51 subunit of GARP complex. Lineage: Eukaryota; Metazoa; Chordata; Actinopteri; Batrachoidiformes; Batrachoididae. The record is from RefSeq and is a predicted model, not a curated record. The coding region runs from base 153 to 2657 and encodes 834 amino acids. The transcript is spliced from 11 exons. Gene Ontology annotation, biological process: retrograde transport, endosome to Golgi; lysosomal transport; Golgi organization. Gene Ontology annotation, cellular component: GARP complex; EARP complex; membrane.
AACGUUUUUUUUUUUUUUUUUUUUUUUUUUAAAAGCUAAAUGCUAACUGCUGUUCGGAUGCGACCUGCAAGCUUAUUUACACAAACAUUCAGACGUCUGAACACAUGGAUAGUUGAGGAUUUCAGGCAGCGGGCGUGAGUGGUUUGGUCGCUAUGGCGGUAGAGGCGGACGGCUGCGGGUCGGAGCCCGGCAGGAGGCGCAGGGUUCACGGCAUGCUGAAGCUCUACUACGGCCUGAACGAGGAAGGAAAGGCCGCGGAGCAGCCCGACUCCCUGGAUCCCUGCGACAUCAACGGGCCGCAUUUUGAUCCUGAUCACUACUUGAACAAGCUCCGACAGGAAUGUUCUCUUGCGGAGUUGAUGGACCAGGAGACCUGCAUGGUGAAGCAGAUCCGUGCUCUGGACAGUGACAUGCAGACACUGGUGUAUGAAAACUACAAUAAGUUCAUUUCUGCCACAGAUACCAUCAGAAAGAUGAAGAAUGACUUCAGAAAGAUGGAAGAUGAAAUGGAUUGCCUGUCUGCUAACAUGGCUGCUAUUACAGAGUUCAGCGCUUCAAUCAGCGGCACGCUCCAGGACCAACACACGCAGAUUACAAAGCUCUCAGGCGUCCACACUCUGUUGAGGAAGCUGCAGUUUCUCUUUGAGCUGCCUGCUCGCCUGAAUAAGUGUCUGGAGCUGCAGGCGUAUGCUCAGGCUGUGCGAUGUCAUCGCCGCGCCCGCUGCGUGCUACAGCAGUACAGUCAUUUACCGUCUUUCAAAGGAAUUCAGGACGACUGUCACGUCAUCAUGGACAAACUUGCACAGGAACUCCGGCAGAAAUUCAGGGAUGGUGGAACAAGCGCCAAGGAUCUGUCGGAGUGUGUGGAACUGCUGCUACAGUUGGAUGAACCAGCAGAGGAGCUUUGUGAUAAAUUUCUGACCCAUGCACAAGCUCGACUGGAAUUGAACCUCCAGGGCCUGGAAGCGGAGAUAAAGCCGUAUCCAUCAUCCUCAGCCGUGAAAGAUCUCUCCAGUGAUUCUGCACGAAGGUCGUCAUCUUCUGCAACCACCGGCUCGCCCACUAAUAUCUCUCCUCAAACCACCACGUUACCAUCUCCCACCUCAAAAACCGAUAUCCUGGAAUUCAUUGACAGGGGCUGCAAUGAGUUUGUCAGCAGCUUGUGCUUAGUUAUCACGUCUUAUCAGGAACUUUUUAUCAACCAUGAUCAGACAGGAGAGUUGGUCUCCAAAAAUAUCCCUCAGAUGGCAAACGGCAAGCUGCACGCUUUUGUGGAUGACCUGGCUGCUCGGUAUUUCUCUCUCGUGGAACAGAGGAUACAAGAAGAGAAAGGCGUUGGCGAUAACUCUCUCCUGGUCCGCGCCCUUGACCGUUUCCACCGCAGACUCCAGGCUGUGGCCAAGCUGCUGCCAGGCUCUUCUGUGCCAAACAGAGGCACCGAGAUUGUGAUCCGUGCUGCAACCGAACGGGUCAAACGGUACCUCACUGCUCUGCAGAGCUUCUACAUGGACAGCUUGACUGACGUGAGGCAGGCUCUGGCGACGCCGCGGCUCUCUCUGGCCAGUGCCUCAGUGGCUGGGGGCGGGGCCCUUUUAGGGGGCCCCGCCUCCGGACGAGAUGGUCCUUCCAGCCUUCCCGAGCUGCUCUCCUUCUUGUCGGCAUCUAUUCUCAAUCAGAUUAAGUCCGUGUUGGCUUCAGUGCACCUCUUCACAGCUAAAGAUAUUACAUUCUCCAACAAGCCGUACUUUAGGGGAGAGUUCUGCAGUCAGGGUGUGCGUGAGAGCCUGGUGGUGAGCUUCAUAAAGUUUGUGUGCCAGUCUUCACGUCAGUUUUGCGAGAGCACAGGUGACAAAGGAGGAUCAACCCCUCCAGCCCUUUUGCUGCUGCUCUCUCGUCUCUGUCUGGACUAUGAGACCUCCACCAUCUCCUACAUCCUCACCCUGACGGACGAACAGUUCCUCGUGCAGGACCACAGUCCGGUGACACCUGUCACGACUUUGUGUACAGAAGCCAGGGAGGCUGCACAAAAACUACUCAACCAUUACGUCAAGGUCCAGGGGCUGAUUAUCUCACAGAUGCUGAGAAAGAGCGUAGAAACACGUGACUGGGUUAAUACCAUCGAGCCACGCAAUGUUCGCGCUGUCAUGAAGAGAGUUGUCGAGGACACGACGUCCAUCGACGUGCAGGUUGGUCUUCUAUAUGAAGAAGGUGUGAGGAAAGCACACAGCAGCGACUCCAGCAAGAGGACUUUCUCCGUCUACAGCAGCUCCAGACAACAAGCUCGAUACGCUGCCAGCUACACUCCGAGUGCUCCCAUGGAUACCAAUCUGCUGAGCAACAUUCAUAAGCUGUUUUCUGAGCGGAUCGAUAUCUUCAGCUCGGUGGAGUUCAAUAAAGUCUCCGUGAUGACAGGAAUCAUCAAAAUCAGCUUGAAGACGUUCCUGGAGUGUGUACGGCUGCGCACGUUUGGCCGUUAUGGGCUGCAGCAGAUCCAGGUUGACUGCCACUACCUGCAGAUGUACCUGUGGAGGUUUGUCUCAGAUGAGAACCUUGUGCAUUUCCUGCUGGAUGAGAUAGUGGGCAGCUCCGCCCAUCGUUGCCUGGACCCCGCCCCGAUGGAGCAGAGCGUGAUUGAAGUCAUCUGUGAACGAGGUUAAGGCUCAAAGUGGAAAACGCUGUCUCGUAUGAAGACUCUCUAACGUCUGAUAAGGAAAACUGUUACUGAAUGUCUAAAUGUGACUUUGUUUGAUCUUCAGCUUAUAAAACAUUAUUGGCCGUAGCGCUACUACAGAAAUAAUAAUAGCAACUUAGGUAAAUUCAAAAUGGGCAAAAAUAAAUUGAGUUUUCAGACCGACUUAUUAAGAAAUUCUGAAUAUCUCAGAGGACUUGAGAGAUUGUCUUGUGGGCCACAUGUACUAUUCAUGCAAGUAGCAUAUUGUGUCAGUCAUCUUCUCGUGCCUGUCUUAAAAAAAAGGUACAUUAUUUAUGAUGUUAACAAACCUUUAUGAAAAUCUAGUUCUUGACAGAAAAGUAUUGCCUUGUGAAACUCUCGUGUAUAAAUGCAUUUUUUUUAUUGUCGGUAUGUAAUUUGCAACUUGAUUACAUGAUUGAGAGAAUAUAGAUUAAUUCCGAUUUACCCUUUAAACAUACAAAAAUUGGAAGUAUGGCACAGUUUUGUUCAGAGUGUACUGUGAUUCAGGCUUCAGUUCUCCAGGCUUUCAGAGUUCCUGCUUGGGCCCAUUGUUUUGGUGAAAGUGUCAGACUUGCAGAGAGAAUCACUUACCUCGAGUUCUCAGCUUUUGAGAUUGAGAGACACCUGCAGUCAUGAGGUUGCUUGGCAACUACAAAACCUUUGCCAGAGAAUGAAGGUCAUGGUGCUUCUUGUCUUACUGUGUGAUUGUGAGGUUUAAGUGCUACCCACUGACCGAAAGUGGCAACGGGAUGUCUGAUCCCAGGUUUCUUCAGAGGAUCCUUGGUACCACUGGAAUGACUUUGUGUCAAAUGAAGGGUUAAUUGUGGAGAUAUGAGGGAGCAUUGGCGAUGACAUUUUGGCCAUUCAGCACAUGAGAACCUCAGUUGAUGACCCAAGCAACUAGAAAAGUCCAGGGGGACUAUUUCAGCACUCUUUGGCAAAAGGCGGGGUCACGCUGAACAGGUCUGGCAUAUACAGGUGAACCCUGUUAACUCGCGUAUGCCUAACUCCCAUUUUGGCUUUAUUCACCGUCAAUUUGUGGACCCGAAAAUUGAGACUACUGUUUAAAGACUACUGUAUGUUUUGGAUGACCUCAUUUACUCACGGUUUCCGAUAAAUCGCGGUUCAGUUUUGUGGACCCCAGCUUGUGUGAGUUAACAAGGUUCACCUGCAUAGAGAAGCAUAUUCACACUCUCCUCCAGUCAGAGUCACCAAUUCACCCAACCUGGAUAUCUUAGAAGCCCCCAGAGAGAACCCACUCAGAAAUGGGGAGAACAUGCAAACUCCACAUAAACAGGACCAGGUGGGAAGAGAACCUGAAACCUUCUGACUUUGAGACGGCAGUGCUAACACUAAGUCACUGUGCUGCUGAGCUAUCAUUAUUAUUGUUAGCACAGUGACAGAAAAUUGUUGCUUAAUUUUAAACCAAGGAGGGAAGUAAGAAAAAGUUUUCCUUGACCUGUACGAGUAAAUGGUCAAAAUUCAGUGUUCAAAGAGGUCAUGGUAUAAGCCU